AUUGACAUUUUUGGUUCAUACAACGAGAAAUAAAAAAGGCUUAUGACAAAUAAGUCUCUUUUCUAAGCCUAGCGAAGUUUCAAAUUCUAUAACUUGCUCAAUCUUUUCUAACUGCUCACACUAGCUAAUACAUUAUCAUAUACAAGUUAAGAUUUCACAAAAGAGCCAAGAAGAAGAACUAUGAGGAAGCGUCAAGUGGUGUUGAGGAGAGCAUCGCCUGAGGAGCCUUCUAGAAGCUCCUCGACGGCUUCCUCUCGGAUGGUAAGAGGUGUGAGAUACGGCGAGUGUCAGAAGAACCACGCCGCAGCAGUUGGAGGCUACGCCGUUGACGGCUGCCGGGAGUUCAUGGCAAGCAACGGAGAGGAAGGUACGGUGUCAGCGCUAACUUGCGCCGCCUGUGGCUGCCACCGCAGUUUCCACCGGAGAGAAACCGAGGUUGUUUGCGACUGUGAGUCACCUCCCUCGACUGGGAAUUAGACCAGCAAAACUAGAGCUGGCUAAAAAAUUGUUCCUGUCUUUGUGUUAUAUAUAUAUAUAUAUAUUUUUUUUUUUUGGAGCAAGUCUUUGUGUGUUAUAUAUUCUCAUAGGGUGAAACUGAAAAUAUUAUAGCUUUCUUAAUGUCAAGGAUUUGUGUCUAUUUAAGAAUUUUCAAAGUACACUUAUUAUAUAUUGAAAGUGGUAAAAGAUUUAUUGUAAUUGGAUGCGUUCUGAGUUUGAGAAUGUUUUGGAAAAUUGGGUUUUAAAUGAAAUGUGAAGAUUAUUGUUUUUUCAUGUUUUAUAAUGUUUGAUCUUUUUCGGUAUUGGUUCUCUCAAUUAAUUAUUCGAUAUAUUUUAAUUUGAUUCUUUGAGACCACUGCUUUAGUUUUUGUUUUCGCAUGGGAAUUGUGGAGUUAAGCUUGAAACUGUUGUUGUCUUAUAGCACUAUUACAUACUUGCUGAUUAUGGCAUGAUAAGAUCAACUUCCUUCACGAAUAUGCCUUGCAUAUAUUCAUGUUUAUAAUUCUAAAAUAGUAUUAAUUUUAUUAUUCUAAUCUUUUAUUUUUGCUUUAGAAGUGAGAUCUUUCAAAUUUUUAUAUAACAUGAUUAGAACAGAUAAAAAAAACUUUGAAAUAAAAAGGGAGGAAGAGGCCCACAAAUCUAAUCCUUGUUGGUUGCUAACUUGCUAUGAUGAAAAAACAGUCUUUAAUUGAUUUAUUAAAGAACCGUUAAGGCUAAUUAAUGAUCAUUCACAAUAAUGGCCUGUGAGUCUGUGACUUCUGAGGUCCUCUAUAAAAUCAGAAAUAGGUGGGAAUUAAUCUAAGAAUCUAACUGACUACUCCCAAAUAAAGUACGUACAUUAACAAAGCAAUAAAUAUAAUGAAGGAAUGCCAAAAGAAGAAAAAAAAACGACAUUGAUAUAACUGCUAUAAAUUAAUUACAACAUUCUGUAUCACAUUUAGUUUGUUAAUUGAAUUCAAAAUUAACAUAAACAACUGAGGAAGUUAGAUAUUUUCGUACGAAGAAAAUUAGAUAUCUUUGGCUGGUUUAUAGAUUUGAAAUGACAUGUGAACUGUAUCAUCAUGAACGUACAUUGUUAGGUAUAUGAGUAUGGAGAGAAACAAUUCCAACUGCAUAUGUUUGUUAGCAACAUUGUGCCGAACUUGGUCAGGCCAAUGUCGAUUUUAAAAUCCCUAAAUUUUCAUAUAAAUAUUAAAUAUAUUGACAUAGUAAAAUGAGAAAAUAUAUAAUGUGUAUAUGUAUAUAUAUUCUAUAUUGAGAAACAAAUAUUUAACAUUUUAUUUUGUAUCAAUUUACAGCACAUGUGAUAGAUAGCAAAAUGAAAAAAGUUUUUUCAAGCGGGUUUAAUUAGAUCAGCACAUAUUCACAUCAUAUUUCCAAUUUCUUUAUCAUGAACCUAGCUAGUUAUAUUUCUAAGUUCUCAGACACUCAUUCACUUGCGACUCAUUAAUCAUAAUACAUAGUAUCCCAUCGUGAACACGUACCUUACAUUCCAGUUCUGAUAUUCUCGAUAUAUUACACUAUUCGCAACUCCAUUUUCAUAUCGAUCUUUGGUUCAAUCCUACUCAUGCUGUUUAUUAGAUUUUAAAAGAGAGAACUUUUGCGAUUCGAUUAACCCCGAGGAUUACGAGCUAGCUACUAUGGAUUGUAUUUGUACAUAUAUCGACCUAAACUAGACCAAUUAUCUUCUAUCGAUCUUCAAAAACUUAGCAACUGAUUAGGUCAAAUUUAACAUUUUACCCCAAAAAAAAUUGAUUAGGUCAAAUCGUAUCUUAUAUAUUGGUUCUUCAAAAAAACGAUCCAGAUUAGGUGAACAUAGAGAUCACUGAACAAUUAAUCCUAGUGAACCAAACAAAUAUUAGAGACUAUUUUGGUUUAUGCUGGUUUUACUAUUUGUGGAAACCAAAGAAGCGAUUGGGUUCACUAACUGAUCAACGGAAGUAACCGGAGAGCGGCUAAGGGCGUUGAUUAUACGGCAUGAACCACCAUUGACUGACGAAUAGAAAAAAAAAUCAAAAUACUUGAAAUUUUGAAAAUUUAGCAACCCUUUGUGACAACCCAUCCUCUCACUAGGAACUUAGGUUCACAGCGCUGCAGCGCACCGACCCCAACCUCUCCAUUAUGAGUCCUUUCUGACUCCAUAAUUAGGUUGUUGGUGAGACUCGAACCCAGAUCCUCACCCUUUAACAACACUCCUCCAGGAUGAGUUGUCACCAAUUGACAUGCAGAUCAAUUGGUGACAACUCAUCCUGAAGGAGUGUUGUUAAAGGGCGAGGACCUGGGUUCAAGUCUCACCAACAACCUAAUUAUGGAGUCAGAAAGGACUCAUAAUGGAGGGGUUGGGAUCGGUGCGCUGCAGCGCUGUGAACCUAGGUUCCUAGUGAGAGGAUGGGUUGUCACACCCUUCUCCGUCUAGAUUUAGACCUUAAAUUACUCCGUUAUUAGUUCUGAAAUGAAAAAUCAUUCACAAAUAGUCUAAUACUCCCUCUGUUUUUAAUUAUAAGUAGUUUUACUUAAAAGCAUAAAUAUUUAGAAAGUUGUUAUCUAAAAAAAUAUAUCAUUUAAUCAAUUAAUUUAACCAAUUAUAAAAAGCUUAACAUUAUUUUAUUGGUCAUACAAUAUCCAAUAAAUGAAAAAGUGCAUUGAAAUAUGUAAACUACUUAUAUUGUGAAACAAACUUUUUUUGCUAAAACUACCUACAUUUAAAAACAGAGGGAGUAACAGAAUUGUUGCGGAUGGUUUUCCGCUACCAUCAGUGUAUUAAAGUUUUAGUUGAACAAAAUUGAUUUUGUAUGUUAAAUGAGUGAGUCGGUUUAAUGUUUAACCUAGAAGCCCAAAAUUGUGAAUAAGCCCAUUCAUAUCUGUUAUUUUUCCUUCACAAGACACCAUAUAAAUCAGACGAAACAGAUAUUUCCAAAAACAAAAGAAAAAAAGGAAAGGAAAACAGCGUAAAAGGAAAUUACAAAACCCGCAAUCACCGUCAUCAAAAGGCGUCAAGAAGCAGUACUGUAUUUUUUUUAUUUAUAAACAGUAAAAAACAGUACUAUCUUGUGGAUUAUGGUAAAAUCCCAAAGUCUCAAAAUCUCUUUAAACUCUUGUUUUGAUUGAAAUAAGCUGUAAUUUUAUAUUUUUUGAUCUAGAAUUAACGCUGAAACCUUUUUUAUUGUAGCUGUUUGAUUAUUUUCUGUAGAAUAUUGGAUAUAGGUUUAAAGAGAUUUAAUUAUUUAUUUCUAUUUUUUGAAACAAUAUAUAAGUGUUCAAAAUAUUUUGUUUUCUAAAAGUUUUUUCUAAAACAUAAUUAAAAAAAUUAGUUGUAAAAUUUUUCUAGAACAUCUUUAAAAUACUCGCCAAUCAUCACCAAUCGUCACCGAAGUCUCUUAGACUAUUGUUCCAGUAAUCGUCUUAGAUCAUUAUUAGUGGUCAGAUAUCCUCUUACCAUAUAUAAUAUUAAUAGUUUUGUAUUUGAUUAAUUGUUUAAAUUUAUUGAAAAAGAAGGUUCGUGCAAUUAUAUUAUGACAUGUGUGUUUGGACUUCUCAAACAUUUUUGAAUAUCUUAAAUGAGAUAUUCAUUUGGCGUAAAAAUAUAUAUUCAUUUUAAAUUUUUGUUUCCUCUUUUUUUUUCUGUAUUUUUAACAUAUUUUAUCAUCUAAAACCUCUUUAAAAAUCUUUGUUGAAAAUUUGCUUAAUUCAAAAUUUAUUUGAUUUAUUAGAUUUUAAAAAUAAAUAUUAGUUAAUUAUUGCUUUAUUAUGUAUAAGAAUGAUUUAUUUUAUGUAUUAUUACCGAGGAAAAAUGUAAGAUAUGACAAUCCAUAAAUAUUUGUUUUUAAUUUAUAUAUUUGUUAAAUAAAAAAAAUUGAGUGGUGAAAGUUUGUUUCCAAUGAGUUCAAAACAAAACUAAGUUUUCAUGUUUAAGAACCUCAUUGCUAGUGUGCUAUCUUAUAUAGAGUCUUAGGAAAGGUUUAUGAAUAUUAAACAAUUUUUAUAGUCAUUAUAAUCGGAUUUUUUGUCAUCAAAACUAUAAACUCAAUUAACCAAACUGGAGAACUACAAUCGCUUUCUAUGACAAGCAUAAAUAAAUAAAACCCGAUCUUUUUAUAGAUGCUGAAAAGUGAAAAAGAACACAAUUCACAGCUGGUUAUGGAAUCUUCAGCAUCUAUAAAAAUAUAAACAUAAAAUUAUUAAAUGGGUGUUUUAGCCACUGCGAUCGUUUUCAUAGGUGUUCUAGUAUUGCAUUCUCCUAUUUAUUCUCCCGGUCAUUUCUUAUUUUUUAUUUUAUUCUCCAAGAAAAAAGACUACGAAUAUUAAUUUUUUACUUAACAGAAAACGUGUUUAAUUAUCACAUGGUGGAUUAAAAGGUUUAGUUUCUUAAAAAGAAACUCAUCUUGAGAAGACAACACUAAGCUGGUACUUUUGG
Messenger RNA from Brassica rapa (field mustard), 4912 nucleotides. Its product is annotated as mini zinc finger protein 2. Gene Ontology annotation, biological process: regulation of developmental process; regulation of DNA-templated transcription. Gene Ontology annotation, molecular function: transcription cis-regulatory region binding; DNA-binding transcription factor activity. The record is from RefSeq and is a predicted model, not a curated record. Lineage: Eukaryota; Viridiplantae; Streptophyta; Magnoliopsida; Brassicales; Brassicaceae. Gene Ontology annotation, cellular component: nucleus.